GUUCGUCAGUCGCGCUCCAACCGCGCACGAGCGAGUACGUGUCAUCACUGACGGUUAAUUUCCUCCAUCACGACGUCGUCGGCACCGGCACAGUUGAUACCACAACACGGCAUGUGCACCUGACCCCAGUCGCGAUACCGGCUCCAACAAGAUCCCCGUGACAAACACAAGUGAGUCAGGAGUAUUGUGAAAGUUUUUUCGUGAUUCCGAACUCCCUAUUGCUGUCUAGCGAUAGUUAAUCAAAAUAUCUGCAGAAUCAAAAUGAUACCCCGGCGAAAACACAAUGCUUCCUCAGGAUCGCUCCCACCUCCAGAUGACAAGCACGCCAGCAAUGAUUAUAUACUGUCAGACAGUACCAAAGAAGGCUGGCGUGCGAUCAUAAAACGAAGGCUCAACCGCAAAACGUUGCACAAGAGGAUUCCUGUUACGUCUUGGUUACCAAAGUACAACACAGAAAAGGCCAUCGGUGAUCUUAUAGCUGGUAUUACUGUCGGUUUGACCGUCAUCCCUCAAUCGUUAGCCUAUUCAAAUAUUGCCGGUUUACCGCCGCAGUAUGGAUUAUACGGUUCCUUUCUCGGUUGCUUCAUUUACAUAAUCCUCGGAGGGUGCAGGGCAGUACCAGCUGGACCUACGGCUAUCGCAUCUCUACUGACCUGGCAAGUUGCUGGCGGAGUGAUAGAAAAAGCGAUCUUACUGAACUUCCUAACUGGCCUCAUUGAGUUGCUGAUGGGAGUACUUGGUUUAGGGUUCCUAAUUAACUUCGUAUCAGGUCCUGUAUCUUCAGGAUUUACGUCGGCAGUAGCACUUAUGAUAGCGACAUCACAAGUCAAAGAUCUCUUCGCUAUAACUGUGACUGGAACGACGUUCUUACAACAAUGGAUUUCGGUAUUCAAGAAUAUACACAAUGCGUCGCUGUGGGAUCCCAUUCUUGGAUUUAGCUGUAUCGCCCUCCUCCUUUCAAUGAGGAAAAUUGGUAUGAUAAAACUCGGUGAGAAGUCAGCGGAUGGUCCAAGUACUAGGCACAAAGUGUUGACAAAAUGUAUGUGGCUGUUAGGAACUUGUCGGAAUGCAAUUGUUGUCAUUCUCACUGGAGUACUCGGCUACUGGUUUGUAACCACGAAGGGUUCAUCUCCUGUUCGCUUAAUGGGUGCCAUUCCCUCUGGAGUACCAGUGCCAACCGUUCCACCAUUCACCUAUGUUCGAGCUGACAAUACCACUGCAGACUUCGUAGACAUGGUCUCAGAACUUGGAUCCGGUCUUCUCGUGAUACCCUUAAUAGUUUUACUGGAAGAUAUAGCGAUCUGCAAGGCUUUUUCUGGAGGGAAGACAAUCGAUGCCACUCAGGAAAUGAUCGCGUUGGGUCUGAUGAAUCUUGGCAAUUCCUUUAUGCAAGCAUACCCCGGUGGUGGAUCGCUGGCUCGGUCUGUAGUGUCCAAUGGUUCGGGAGUUAAGACCACGUUCAACGGGUUAUAUACUGGUCUGAUGGUAAUACUAGCUCUACAGUUCUUUACCCAGUACUUUGAAUUUAUCCCGAAGGCUGCACUGGCUGCUGUCAUCAUCUCUGCUAUCCUGUUCAUGGUGGAAUAUGACGUCAUCAAACCCAUGUGGAGAGCCAAGAAGCUGGACUUGAUACCUGGACUGACGACCUUUGUGCUGUGCCUGGCUUUACCAAUCGAGAUGGGAAUCCUCACUGGCGUCGUGGUUAACAUCGUAUUUAUUCUGUAUCACGCAGCAAGACCGAAGUUUUCUGUUGAGAUGCUUAAAACGGAGCAAGGAGUAGAGUAUCUGAUGAUAACACCGGACCGCUGUCUCAUGUUUCCUUCAGUUGACUAUGUCCGACGUCUUGUUACCAAAUGCGCGACCAGCAAUUCGGUUCCUGUUGUCAUAGAAUGUACACACAUCUACAGCGCCGACUACACGGCAGCAAAAAGCAUAGAACAGCUAACUGCGGACUUUCACGCGAGACAGCAACCAUUAUACUUCUACAACGUAAAACCUUCAGUCUGCUCAAUCUUUGAAGCCGUCGCGAAGCCAGAACAUUUUGUUGUCUUCUAUGAAGAUGAGGAAUUAGACAGGCUUUUUACAGCGGAUAAUAGAAUUGCGCCACAAAAACCGCCACCUCUAAGCGCUUAGAUGUGAUAUUACAGACUAUAUUUUUGGAAGGAAAUUAACGGUGCAGUGUGAUAUUUUGGAUGGUAUACUGUUUCGUAAAUAGUUUUCAUCUAAUGUUUAUCGGUGUGUAGACGUCGAUGUAAAAUAAACUUGUGGCUAAAGAAUUUGACAGUUGACUAAGGUUUUAAUAAGGUGCAAAUCUAUAUAUUUUCUUAAACGUUGAGGGUAUUUUUGACCACUUUAUGAUAAAUUGGCGUCACAAAGGAAUAUUUUGUAAUGCGCAAAUAUACAUAACUGCAAAACAAAAGGUAUCGCGUCAUUAUUGUUUAGUCACAAGAACUAUAGAUGCUCUAUUUUAGUAAUGAAAGGUUUAUGGCUGUGCAGCUGUGAUUGGGUGAGCCCGAUCACAUCCAUCAGUAUUAUAAAUCAAUAUGGAUUAAAAAUAUGACGAAGGGACUUAGAUUAAGCUUAAUAAGAGAUCUUAAUGUACAUCAAGUUUGCUUGAACUCUAAAAAUAGUAUCUAUUUUAGCUACCAAUAUAUCUAAUGAUUACGUCCGCCUUUACUUACAGUAUUUGUUUGCUCACGUGUGUUUUAAAUCAUUUUUUAAUAUUGUAAAUCAGAACCGAAAAUUAAAUAUAUUUUUUAAGUUAAUGAGUGCAGCAAUAUUUGGACUCACAUAUAAAAAAUACAAUUGCAACUUAAUAACAUAAAUAUCAUUAAUUUGUAAAUAAUCAUUUAGUCUUAAGGAAAUUGCGGCCUCGUUUUUAACUGGAUGGUCAAAUAAAACUUUUAAAUUUCAGACCGUAGACAACGUUCUUUGAAUAGACAAAGUUCAUAUAGAACCUAGAAAAUCCCUUAACACAGACUAUAAAAUCUAGAAAAAUCCUUAUAUAUUAUUACUAGCUACGACACUUUAAUAAUAGUUAAAUCUUUAUUGACUUUUACCAUCAAUAACAUAUAAUAAAAUCAGCUCAUCUGCAUUUUACUUUAAAGUCUAUUUUGUAAUAUUGUAAAACGAUUUAUUAGGAAGUGUUAAUGUGGUAGCUAUGAGUUCUAGCAGUGGUAAACUAGAAUUAAAAAAAACUUGCACUAUUAUCACUGUAAGUCAGUGUCUUUGAAUUUCCUCAAUUUUUUGACUCAAACAACUUUUGGACACAUUUAUCUAUUUAACACAAAUUUUAAUAAUUGCAAAGUAAAGUUUUAUUUAAAAUGUUCUUUUUAACUAGAGACUGUUAGGCCUUUUAAGUUUGCAUAGUGUUAUUUUUCUAAUAAAAUAAUAUAGGACUAGCAUCUAUCGUUGUGAUUCUAGAUUUUAAUGAUAUUUAACAUUAAUGUACUUAUGCCAUUAUCUAGGCCAUCUCCCUGUUUGAACGUGAUAAAGACAAAAUUGUUUAAGUAUUAGUUUAUUUAUUUUGUAAGUGUUUAGAGUACAAUAUAGUGUAGAUGCAAUAUAUCAAUAUGUUAGGAACGACUAGCCUAGAGCGCCGUGUAAAAAGUAUUUUUAAUCUACACGGUGUGGCAAAAAUGAAUAAAAGCAUUCAUGAGUGGGACAUAAAUAUUAUGAGCCAAAUUCAAUCAACGCUAGGGACUGAACCUCGGAAAUGCUCAAUUUUUGUCCUAAUUGCAUCAAAAUAAACGAGACAAUUACUUUGAAUGCUUUAGUUUGUAAAAGUUAAUAGGGAAAUAUUUUUCUACUAUGCAUCAUAAUUUUUAUAAUUUAGUGUAAAUUAUUUACUGAUGUUAUAAAAUUGUCAUAUAAUUAAUUUUAUUAACAGAGAAAUCACAAAUUUAUGUUAGUAUUUUAUGUAAAGACUAAAGCAAAUUAAAACAAACAUUUUCACAAUAAUAUAAACGCUAAUGCGUAGAACUUUAAUCAACUUGUAACUUCUAAACAAGUCACAGAUGAUUGUUUCAAGUCUAAUUAAAUGAUUUUAAGAUGAAACGCAUGAAUUAUUUAGAAUUAUGUAAAGCUAUAAACAGUGAGACCCGGAAUUGUGAGUUCUGCGUGAAUCGGCCUUAAUGUAAUUAGAAUAUGAAAUAGUUUUUAGUAACGACUUUAGAGAUGGACCUAUAACAGAUUCGACAUAAUAUCCUAUAUAGUACUUGUAGCCAAUGUCCCUUUAAAUUGUAUAGUACAAAACCUGUAUAUUGAAAUCGAAAAAUUAUUGCUAUAUAAGCCUACUGUUUUUCAUAUAAUUGAUGUCUAUCGCUUCAAUUAAAAGAUGUUUGUAGUAGGGCGAAAUAGUCUAUUUGAAUGUGUGUUUGUACACAACAUAAUUCUUUACGUCACAUUGAUUCACAAUAUAUAAUGUUACACUAAAUUGAAUAUUUUAAAUGCUUUAUAUAAAAAAUAUAUAUAUUAAUGUUUAAAAUUAUGGUGCGUUUAAAUAGAACUAAUGUUUUCCCAGUUCCAAGAACAAAAUAAUUAUAAUUAAACUCUUUGAGAGUUCA
This is a messenger RNA of Pieris rapae (cabbage white), 4565 nucleotides long. RefSeq names its product sodium-independent sulfate anion transporter (gene Esp). The record is from RefSeq and is a predicted model, not a curated record. Gene Ontology annotation, cellular component: membrane. Lineage: Eukaryota; Metazoa; Arthropoda; Insecta; Lepidoptera; Pieridae. Gene Ontology annotation, molecular function: sulfate transmembrane transporter activity. Bases 262 to 2133 code for a protein of 623 amino acids. Gene Ontology annotation, biological process: transmembrane transport. The transcript has 9 exons.